AGACAACACUUUGCCGCAGAAAUACAUUGUAGCCAUGUGAUCGUGCCAUGGGUGACGCAUCUCCUGGAGCUUCUUGGUGGAAGGGAGUGGUCCUGCAGUGGACAACGUUAAACGUCUGGGAGUGGUACGGAGUGUGUUCUGCUCCUGAUGACUGCACCUCAAGGUUGGCUGGUCAAUUGUAGCAAGACAAUGCAACGCAUACCAUUUGUUCAGGUGUUGUGGGUUAAGAGCAGGAUUGGAUGAGCACUUUCGUGGUAGUGCAAAGAUGAGGUCCAUUCAUUGGCAGGAGCGUUUGCAGGUGCAGCCCAAACUGCGUUUUGGCAUCCAUUGGAUGUUUUGAAGACUCGUAUGCAGGUUCGUGAUGGCACCGUGGGAUCGGUGCAUGCGUACAGUUCUCUGCGAAAAGCCGUAUUGUCAACUCUGCACUCAGAAGGUCCUCGUGGCUUCUUUCGAGGUGUUUGUGCAAACGUUGCUGGCUCUACCCUUUCAUGGGGCCUGCAGAUGCCACUGUACCAGCACUUCAAAGCCAUUGCAUACAAGGAGAGCAAAGAAAUCUUGGCUGCGAAAGAUAGUGCAUGCUCUCUAGCAGCAGGGUUGGCGACCAAUGUGGUGGUUCAUCCAGUCUUCUUGAUCAAGACACGUUUGCAGCUGCAGCGUGGACAAGCAGGCUACCGUGGAAUUCUCCAUGCUGUCACAACCAUCGCUGGUGAAGAAGGCCUGCAAGGCUUCUAUCGGGGCUUUGUCCCAUCCCUGAUGUUGUCUUCCCACGGUGCCAUUUUGCUGGUGGCUUAUGACCGCUUCAAAAACAAGUUUGAUUCAGUGCUUUUGGCAUCUGGCUCUGCGAAAGUCUUUGCAACUGUGGCCACAUAUCCUCUGCAAGUAAUCCGAUCGGUGAUGCAACAACGACCAACAGGGGGCACGUUCGAGUACUCCAACAUAUUCCGCACUGGACAGCUACUCUGGCAGCGAAAUGGAGUCACAGCUUUCUACCGAGGAAUUCUGCCCCAGAUGAUGCGAACAGUUCCACAAUCAAUGGCCUUCUUUUCCAUUUAUGAGUAUGCACUCACGGCCUUGCGAUUUCUUGGAACAAAGUCUUGAAAAGAGCUACCUAUGCCUUAUUACCCAUGCUUUGCUCGUGCGCAUGGACUCAGCUGGACGUCAAGCUGUGAAGCUAUCACUGCGUACCGAAGAUCAUCGGCAUCUUGACACUUCUCGCGGGCAGUGAAGCUGUGCCAAACGGUCCACACUUUCCCAAGAGAUGAACAAAUAGUGGGCAAUCACAUCGCUAUUAGGCCGCUCUUAGGCAGAGCACAGUGGGCGAGGGCGAGCGGCGAGUGGCAUCGACCAGACAGACUUGCCCGGGUCUGACCCAUCGGGCAGUGACGGGAACAGUGUGACACUGGGACCUUGGGCAUCGUCCGGAC
This is a messenger RNA of Durusdinium trenchii, 1424 nucleotides long. NCBI's taxonomy places the organism in Eukaryota, Dinophyceae, Suessiales, Symbiodiniaceae. The record is from the annotation of a GenBank genome assembly.